UCCAGGGUGAAGCAUGAUGCACUCUUUAUUACCGAUACUUGUAUUUGCUGCAGUUAGUGCAGUCACAGUUGCUAGGGAAUAUACCCUAGCUGAUGCUCAGGGUGGAGAGUUUCCAGAGCCUGAACUUGAUGAGAAUGGAAUACCAGUUGGAAUGGCUCUUGUUGGAGGUGACAUGCUGAUUGAGAGAGAGAAGCUACCACUGUAUGAAGCAGAAGGUCUCAGUGGUCUAGUGAACUCUGAAGCUUGGAGGAACGUUAGGCGCUGGCCAAGAAAGAUACCUGUUGGGAUAUAUUUGAAAAAUAGACGUCUCCAGCAGUUCAUUGUUGCUUCAAUUAAUGACAUCAACAGGAGACAACGUUGUGUUAGAUUUUAUCUUAUUCGUCGUCCUGUUCGUCAGAAGUACAUCGUGUUUAUUGAGGGACACAAAAAUCGUUGCUACACUCAUCUUGGUCCAGUUCGUGGUAAAAGACACUUCAUUCAUCUUAGUUCCAGCUGCACCUCUCCUCGUACACCAGCCCACGAGUUAUUCCAUGCUCUGGGACGAAUCCAUGAGCAAAACAGAUAUGAUAGGGACAGAUACGUACAAAUAUACUGGAACAACAUUAGACAUCACAUGAGAAGUCAGUACAGAAGGGAACGACAUGCAAAGACGCUUGGUCUACCAUACGACUAUUACUCGGUGAUGCAUUAUGGGGUCUACUCUCACAGCAAUGGACGAGGGCCUGCUAUGAGGAUUCGUAAUCGUCGUGUGAACCCUAGGCGUGUUGGCAGGGAGGCGUGGCUUACUAACACUGACAUUGCUCACAUUGUCAGGAGGUAUUGUGGUACUGGGUAGUACCUGAGGCUUGGAACUAACUUUAAUUAUUAUGUAGUAUGACUAGUAUCAUUAGAUUAUAGUGUAGAUCAAAUUUUUAUAACUAAAAUAACUACUAAUAAUAAUUAUUGCAUUCCUUU
Amphimedon queenslandica is the source of this 954-nucleotide messenger RNA. Its product is annotated as astacin-like metalloendopeptidase. Gene Ontology annotation, biological process: proteolysis. The record is from RefSeq and is a predicted model, not a curated record. Gene Ontology annotation, molecular function: metalloendopeptidase activity; zinc ion binding. Lineage: Eukaryota; Metazoa; Porifera; Demospongiae; Haplosclerida; Niphatidae. The transcript has 6 exons. The coding region runs from base 14 to 835 and encodes 273 amino acids.